AUGCGCAGCAACUCUGGGGGGGGGUGGGCUUGCAUCUCCAGGGCCCUUUGCUCUUUCAUCCUGCUCACGGACACGUACCAAGAUGCUACAUUCCCAGUCAUUGCCAACAAGUGCAACUUCGAGCUUUGGUUCGUCUCCGCCUGGCUUGUGGGUCUCGGAGUGGGGCUGAUGCAGGUUGUGGUGCAACUCCUAGUACUGGCAUACAUGGCGCUGCAGUACAAGUGGGCAACCACUCCCGAGGAGCGGGACAGGCUCCUAGUGCAGGGGGCCUUCACGGCGCUCCGGGGCUCUGACAACCUGGUCCUUGUUUACGCCGUGCGCCCGGCAGUGGAGGAGCGUCUUGGUGGCGCAAGCUCAUGGGCCAUGAAGCUCUCAGAAGCGCGGAUUGCCUUCCUCCGCUUCAUCUUCGAGGAUGUGGAGCAGAGUGCCUUGCAAGCCGUCUUCUUGAUUUUCUACGAUGAGGCGGCAUUUGCGGACAAGUUAUGGGUGACGACCUCCAUCGCCACCUCUCUUCUGCUGUCUUUCACCAUUGUGGUCCAGUGCAUCCCGGAGGUUCGAGACUGGCUUUGGUACAGGCAGGAUGUGAACCUAACUGUGCUUCAGAUUGCUAGCUUGGAAGGAAGACUUACGGAGCAAAGCCGUGUCAACCUGAAGCCUCGUGCCAUCCCAUCUUCGUGCAAGGGUGCUCGCCGCCUUCCCGUUGAUUCCGCUUUUGCGGAUCCCGUGGUUCGUGUUGGCCGUCCUGCUGUAUCGCUGCUCGGUUGUGAUUCCAACGGCCUGACAACGCUUCUGGGUCUGGAAGCGCGCGAGAAAGUCGUUGAGGACACCAUCACAAACUCGACCAUAGGCACCUCAUGGUCUCCGGGCGUCGCCAUCAUCUUGUCAACGGUUGCCUUGGCCUCCUUCGCCUCUCAGCUGACACGGGACGUGGGGAACAUCAAGCGACAGACGCUGGAGAAAUUGGAAAGCUACUUGGGGUCAUACUCCUGCUGUAGCUUUGAAGAAAUGCGCGCCGUGGGUGAGCAUGAUGCAAAGGAUGGGGCCCUCCUGCGCCCAGUGGUGGACUCCGACGACGACCUCUGGUUGGAAGUUCAGGCCAAAGCCCGCUCGGAGAAGUGGUGGGCAGCCCCCUGGUUGCUGAUAGGGGAGGAGGGUACGUGGUUUACCAGAGAAGAGUUCAACGUAGCUCUUGAAGUGAAGUUGCACAAGCUGGAGUACCUGGUGCGCAGCAUCGACAGCGGGGCUUCCUGGCUCUCCGCGUCACUUCCUUUCUACCAUCGGUAUCUGCACUACCAGAUGCCAAAGCGCUUGCGCUCUCUGGUAGACCUGGCAAACUCAACUGGCCUGGAUGCAUCCACCCUGACCAGUGUUUACCAACUCCGGACAAACGUCAGCCAUGCCUUGCGCAUUGCUAGCGUGCGCCAGCACGUGCAGCAGCUCCUCUCAAACCGCCACUUCGUGAAGGCUGGCUUGGAGAAGAAGUCUUGGUGGAUUCUGGACUGCCCAGAGGCACCGCCUCUUCGGCUCAUCCAUUGGUCUAAGAUUGCGGCUGCGGGACAGCUUCCCAAGUACAACGUGGAUUCUGGAGGCGCCACCUCUGUGGAGGAGCUUCUGGAUGAAGUGGAAGACGCCGAGCAGCAAAAGAAGCACAGCAUGAGCACUCAGAUUUGCAUCUGCUAUCAUCAUUUUGACCGCCUGGGCGUUGGGCGGGAUGCCGCGGAGCGUCAGCUAGUCGUCUUCCUCCUCUCACACCGAUGGCUGCGCACAGCGGGAGUCCAGAAGGGCCACCCCGACUCUAUGGAGAACAUCAAGGCCAUUUCCAGGUUUUGGGGAGACCUGCUGUCCAAUGAGUACGUCAAUGGGUUUCCCCUUUGUGAGACAUUGACUCCUUGCCUUGGUAGUAAGACCAUGAAGAAGAAUCCUUUGCAUUUGACAGCAGCAUCCGUCCAGCCUUGGAGGAAGACAUGCCCCGCAAGCAGCAAACAGAAGAGCAGUGUAAUUGAAAGCUCUUGUUGUGUUUUGGAAAUGCCAGAAGUUGGCUAA
Messenger RNA from Symbiodinium pilosum, 2043 nucleotides. The record is from the annotation of a GenBank genome assembly. NCBI's taxonomy places the organism in Eukaryota, Dinophyceae, Suessiales, Symbiodiniaceae.